AAUAUCAUAACCCAACUUUUUAUAGCUACAAAUUUCAACAUUGAAACAGUAAUAUUGUGUCUCUAAAACUAUUUUCUAAUAAAAAUUAAUCAAAAAUGAGUGAUUCCCGAGAAGAAAGUCCAAACAGGGCGGAAAAACGUUCCCAUGAAAGUGAUAGUAAUUCAGAACCUGACGAUUUUGUAGGUCCAUCCCUUGCAGAAGCUGCACAGCCCAAGAAAAAGAAACGGUUACCCUUUGAAAGCCUUUAUUUGGAAAACUUACCAUGUGCAGAGUCUUAUGAAAAGAGUUACAUGCACAGGGACACUAUUACACACUGUGUAGUAACCCCAACGGAUUUUAUCAUCACAGCGAGUUGUGAUGGACACAUUAAGUUUUGGAAAAAAGUCGAAUCUGGGAUAGAAUUCGUCAAACAUUUUCGAAGUCAUUUGGGGCCUAUAACGAGAAUAACAGCUAACAGUGCUGGAAAUUUGUUGUGUUCAGCUAGUUUAGAUAAAUCGUUAAAGAUUUUUGAUGUUGUUAAUUUUGAUAUGAUUAACAUGAUGAAACUGGAUUACAUUCCAAAUACUGUGGAGUGGAUACAUGGGUCUGGAGAUGCCAUACAAACUCUGGCAGUAUCAGAUCUAGAAAGUCCAAAAAUUUAUGUUUAUGACGGUAGAAGUACAAAUACACCUUUAAAAAUAUUAGAAAAAUUACAUUUUCACCCUGUAAGUCUUAUUAGGUAUAAUCCAAAAUACGAUGUUGCGGUUUCUGUAGAUAAAAAUAAUAUGCUUGAAUACUGGACAGGAAUUAAACAAGACUUCGUAUUUCCUAGAAACAUACAUUUUGGGUCAAAGCUUGAUACUGACUUGUUUGAAUUUGCUAAAAAUAAAACACAGCCCACAUCUUUAACAUUUUCAUCGGAUGGCAAAAAAUUUGCUACAAUAUCUACUGAUCGAAGAGUUAGAGUUUUUAAUUUUUUGACUGGGAAACUCACAAGAGUAUAUGAUGAGACUUUGCCUAGAUUUACUGAAUUGCAACAAAAAACUCAGCAGUUACCUAAUAUGGAGUUUGGCAGACGUAUGGCUGUGGAGAGAGAUUUGGAAAAAUCAGAAGCGUUUCAUUUAGCCAAUGUUAUAUUUGAUCAUAGCGGGAAUUUUAUAAUGUAUGCCACGUUAUUAGGCAUUAAGCUUAUUAAUUUAUAUAGUAAUAAACUUGUUAAAAUAAUAGGAAAAAAUGAAAAUUUGAGGGUUUUGAAUAUUGGAUUGUAUCAAGGUUCAGCUAAACGAUCAAAAGCAGCUGUAACAUUAGAAAUUGAAGCUUCCAGUAACCCAACUUUAGAAUCUAUACAACCAGAUCCCACAUUAAUUUGUACAGCUUACAAAAAGUCUAGAUUUUAUCUGUUCAGUCGUAGGGAACCAGAUGACUUACAAGGUGAUCAAGACAGGGAUGUGUUUAAUGAGAAACCAUCCAAAGAAGAUACAAUGGCUGCUACAGAAAACCCUGCUGUUCAAAGGCUGUACGAGAAUGCUAUUAUACACACUGUGUUUGGUGAUAUUCAUAUAAAACUGUUUAUGAAAGAUUGUCCAAAAUCUGUAGAGAAUUUCUGUGUGCAUAGUAAGAAUGGAUAUUAUAAUGGGCAUAUAUUUCAUAGAGUAAUCAAAGGUUUCAUGAUACAAACCGGUGACCCAACGGGUAAUGGUACCGGUGGUGAAAGCAUAUGGGGCGGCGAGUUUGAGGAUGAACUUAGGCCCCAUUUGAGGCACGACAGGCCCUACACGGUGUCGAUGGCCAACGCCGGACCCAACACCAACGGCAGCCAGUUCUUCAUAACUGUCACUCCGACACCCUGGCUGGAUAAUAAGCACACCAUUUUCGGUAGGGUGGUGAAGGGUAUGGAGGUGGUACAGAAUAUCAGUAAUGUGAAGACUAAUGCGAAAACUGAUAAGCCGUACGAUGAUAUCAGGAUUAUAUCGAUAUCUGUGAAAUAAGGA
Sitophilus oryzae (rice weevil) is the source of this 1970-nucleotide messenger RNA. Its product is annotated as peptidylprolyl isomerase domain and WD repeat-containing protein 1. NCBI's taxonomy places the organism in Eukaryota, Metazoa, Arthropoda, Insecta, Coleoptera, Curculionidae. The coding region runs from base 96 to 1967 and encodes 623 amino acids. The transcript is spliced from 5 exons. Gene Ontology annotation, molecular function: peptidyl-prolyl cis-trans isomerase activity; protein binding. Gene Ontology annotation, biological process: protein peptidyl-prolyl isomerization. The record is from RefSeq and is a predicted model, not a curated record.